Chelmon rostratus (copperband butterflyfish) is the source of this 1885-nucleotide messenger RNA. Its product is annotated as PRELI domain-containing protein 1, mitochondrial-like. Gene Ontology annotation, biological process: phospholipid transport. Gene Ontology annotation, molecular function: phosphatidic acid transfer activity. Gene Ontology annotation, cellular component: mitochondrial intermembrane space. The record is from RefSeq and is a predicted model, not a curated record. The coding region runs from base 276 to 911 and encodes 211 amino acids. Lineage: Eukaryota; Metazoa; Chordata; Actinopteri; Chaetodontiformes; Chaetodontidae. The transcript is spliced from 6 exons.
UAAUUGUUCACCUCACAGCUCACGGCUCUGUCGGUCACAUGCUGGAUAAUGGAUGUAACUAACGAUAGCUAACGUUUUUAAUUUGUGGAUAACUCAGGCGCAAGAAGCAGGCUCUAUACGGAUAUGUAUUAGCAUAGCAUUUCAUUAGCAGUGACUUCAGGACUGUGCCAGACUGUGGAUGGAGUCAGCACCCAAGUUGUCAUCGUCUUGUGUAGUUGCAGCAAGGCGCCUCAGGGUUCAGGACUCGGGCCGUCCUGUACAGCAGCGACAGAAGGAUGGUCAAGUAUUUCUGUAACAGCACAGACAUCAGGAGUACGUGGGACCAUGUUGUCUCUGCUUUUUGGCAGAGGUACCCUAAUCCAUUCAGCACCCACGUUCUCACAGAGGACGUCGUGUACCGGGAGGUGACUGCGGACCACCGGCUCUUCUCCAGACGCCUCCUAAUGAAGACCAAUCGGCUGCCUCGCUGGGCGGAGCGGUUCUUCCCCUCCGGCAUGUCUCGCUCUGUGUACAUCAUUGAGGACUCCAUCGUGGACCCUGUCAACAGGAGCCUGACCACCUACACCUGGAACCUGAAUCACACAACUCUCAUGUCGGUUGAGGAACGUUGUGUUUUCCAAGACUCGGUGGAGCAGCCGGCCACCACCCGGCUGAGACGGGAAGCGUGGAUAUCCUCGGGAAUAUACGGCUUCUCCAGACCGAUUCAGGAGUUUGGAUUGGCCCGCUUCAAGAGCAACCAGGUGAAGGCCAUGAAAGGGCUGGAAUACGCUCUGUCCAACUUACAGGGACAGACGCCCCAGCGGCUGCUCAGGGACACAGUGAAGGACGCCUCAGCGAAGGCCAAGGAGGCGGCCAGAAGUCUGGCUUCAUCUGCUGCUGCUUCCCCACAGAAACCCCCGCAGUACGUCUGACAGGUGACGCCUACAGGUGACACGGACUCAACACACCUGUGAUCCUCUCGACUAGACUGAAGCUUUCUGGGAUCUCUCAGAUCGCUGUUUAUUCUCUCCUCUCUUCUCUACACUGAGACUUUUCUCUGUCCUCACAUUUCUGUCAGAAACAUGCUGCCUUUGUGGAAACCUCCACAUGGUGACCAGCAGCACCCUCGAAUGCUGAAACUGCGUCAGGUGUAAAUGCACAUUUUUUAUCUGCCUGUUUUAACAUAAGUCAUCUUAUUUUCAUGCAAAAUGUUAAAACUCUUCCUGAGCAGUACAGCGUACAUUCAUCAGCAGGUCAAUUUAUGUGGUUUUUAUGCUUUAGGUCCUGCCUGAAGUUCACAUUAGACCAAAUCAUAAUACUGUGACUGUGUGGUUUUAGUUUCACUUAUUCAAGGAAGGACGAGGAUCAGAAUCUUAAGAGUUUUAUGUGCACGCAGGGGAUAUUUGCACAGUGAACCUUAUUGUAUGAUGGCUCGUCACCACCAACACAGCCUGUUCUGAAGUGUUGGUGAUAAUCACAAGAUACCGAAGUGACUUAAAUCAUAAAAGUUUUCACAUUUCUGUGCUCAGAUCAGUUCGUCUUUAACGCCGUCGUUGCUGAGGCGCGUCAGCGACAUGAAGCUGAAGCACUGAUGAAGGCGAUGUUAACCUUUCAGUGAGAGCAUUCCCUUUUUAGAUGUCUGGAUUUUCCUGCUGUAAGACUUGAAUUGUACUUAAAAAAAGAAUGUAUUUUGAAGAAUUAUUUAGCAUUAAGCAUUUGUAAUAUGAGCUACUAUAAAGAUCUGUUUCAGGUUGUAGUGAGAUGUUCAAAAACAGAAUCCGCUGGACUUUUAAUCGAAGAGUUGAACAUCUGCCACUAAUUCAAAAACACUUUUUAAACAAGGCUACAAGUUAAAGUGUUUGUUGUCUUGUCAUUUCUCAUGGAGCUUCAAUAAAACUUGCUAAGU